Phalaenopsis equestris is the source of this 2933-nucleotide messenger RNA. RefSeq names its product zinc finger CCCH domain-containing protein 53-like. The record is from RefSeq and is a predicted model, not a curated record. The coding region runs from base 379 to 2262 and encodes 627 amino acids. Gene Ontology annotation, molecular function: RNA binding; metal ion binding. The transcript has 10 exons. NCBI's taxonomy places the organism in Eukaryota, Viridiplantae, Streptophyta, Magnoliopsida, Asparagales, Orchidaceae.
GCUUAGGGUGGAGGAAUUUAUCAGUAGAGAUGGAGAGCAAGCUGAAGGCUUGGCAUUGACCUUGACUAUAUUGGGAGAGUGGAAGCAGAGGGAGGAAGAGAGAGAAUUGCGAGGUUUUCAGGUGCAGACGGGAAUGCGACCUAUUUGAAGGGAUCCAGAUCUAGUUGCAGUUUCCCACUCUCUGCUUCUCCGGCGGAAGAAGCAUAGAGAAAAGAGAGACAGAGAGAGAGAGGCGAUGCAGAAGGAAGAAAGGGAAGUUUUGCGCUGCGCUGCGCCGUUUCAGAGGAGAAGGAAAUAGAGUAUAGGUGCAGCGACUUACUUGAACAAGAUAACAGCAACAAGAAGAAAGGCAAGAACUUUGUGAGCUGCUCUUCUGCUAUGGAUGCGUACGAGGCGACGAAAAUCGUAUUUUCGAGGAUACAGAGUAUAGAUCCGGAGAACGCAGCAAAGAUCAUGGGGCUUCUGUUGAUCCAAGACCAUGGGGAGAAGGAGUUGAUCCGCUUGGCUUUCGGCCCUGAAUCGCUUCUUCAAUCUGUAGUCCAGAACGCCCGCAAAGAUCUUGGGUUUCUUCCCCCUUCAUCUUCCUGCGCAGCCUCGCCGCCACUUCCGGCGCCGCCUGCGCCGACGGCGAACCCUUUCGUCCUCCCUGGACAGAACUCUGCUUCACGCCUCCUUGUUCGCCCUCCGCCACUCGUCGUCUCAUCGCCUUCCUCAUGGGCCUCAUCAUCCCCCUUCUCCCGCUCCGGCGACGAAAUCCAUUCCGGAGGUGACGAGCUUAUUGACGAAAUCCACCUCCACGACCAGCUUUCAUUCUUGAACGACCCAGUAGCGUCCGGUGGUGACGAGCUCUUUUCUUACGGGAUGGGUUGGGGUUCACCGGUGUCGAACGGUGGAAACCAGCGCCGAAGCUGCUCUAUCUCGGACAUCUGCUUUGGUUCUGACCCAACCGGGCUAGGCUGGAAGCCAUGCCUCUACUUUGCCCGAGGGUACUGCAAAAACGGAAGCAGCUGUCGCUUUCUUCACGGCCUUGCUGACGAGGCAAAGAUGGAUGCUGCGUUAGAGCAGGAAUUCUUGUUGCGUUCGAAGAGCCAGCGGUUCUUGGCAUCUGCUGCGAGCGCGUUCCCUUACUCUCCGACUGGGACUUCUCUACCGCAGUCUCCGUCGGGGAUGGGUAAAUGCAUGAGCUUUCUCUUGCAGCAGCAUCAGCAGAACGAGAGCCAAAGGGCGGCCGUGGCUGCAGCAGCAGCGGCAGCGCUAAUGCUCGGAGGAGAUGAUCCGCAUAAAUUCAUGGGACGGCCAAGGAUGGAAAGAAGUGAUUUUUCCGGCAUGAUGAAUCCUAGUUCAAGGCAGAUCUACUUGACUUUCCCUGCGGACAGUACUUUCCGGGAGGAAGAUGUCUCAAACUACUUCAGCAUCUACGGUCCAGUGCAGGACGUGCGCAUCCCAUACCAGCAGAAGAGAAUGUUUGGGUUCGUCACCUUCGUUUACCCUGAGACUGUGAAGCUGAUCCUCGCCAAAGGUAAUCCUCACUUCGUCUGUGACGCCCGAGUGCUCGUCAAGCCGUAUAAGGAGAAAGGAAAAGUCCCCGACAAGUACAGGAAACAAGUUGAUAGGGGGGAUUUCUCCGGUUGUAACACUCCAUCUAGUCUAGAUUCCAGAGAUCAAUUUGACCUGCAGCAGCUUGGUUCGAGAAUGCUUUAUGCUGGGAACAACCAGGAUUCUAUGCUUAGAAGAAAAUUAGAGGAACAACAGGAGCUUCAACAGGCCAUCGAGUUACAGCAGCGUCGGUUCAUGGGACUUCAGCUUCUUGACCUCAAGCGGAAUUCGACCAUCUCCACUUCAGCAGUUGCUGUUUCUCCUCCAUCUCCAUUUCCGCUUACAAAUGUUCUUACAACAGCCCCUUCCGAAGGAGAUAAGAGCCUGAGGCCUGGUUCUUGCACUGCUAUUGCCGUUUCUCGUUCAGACCAGGAUGAUACAGUGACAAAGGCGAGUCCCAAAGAAGAUGGCGACUUCCAAGAAAGCUGCGUGGAGCACAAUCUCCCCGACAGCCCAUUCGCUUCGCCUAAGAAGUCAGCUUUUGCUGCGAAUGACUCCUCCACGAUCUCAGAGGCUGAACCUGCCGCAGCGGCCUCUGCUUCUUCUGCUCUCCUUGCUUCCACUCUGCGGCCUGCUACUUCUACUCUUGAGAGCAUGGCUCCCUUUAAAUCUUGCUUCUUUCAAAUGCCGAGAUUCUCAUCUGGUCCGGGAGCUGUUGGUCUGUGAAGCGGGAGAGGACACAGGGACAGCUGCCACGCACAACAUAAAUCAAGGAAAGAAGAACACGAUAGGAAGUAGUUGGCAAGUUGCAGAAUCGUCCAAGAUUAUAGUUCUAGUGUUUGUUUUUUAAUCUUUCUUUUAAAAGCUUAACUUUUAUAGCAUUUACUUCGGAGUGAGAUAAGAGCCAUGAUAGAUAGUAGCAUGGUUCUUCUCUUCCCCUCAAUGAAAAUUGGAGAGAGGAUGGAAAGAUCCGAACGUUUUCGUUUAGUUUAAGCCAGCAAGCCAGAGAUGAGUCGAUCAUCAAUUCAAGGCUUCUUCUUCAGAUCAUACGGCUCUGACGCCAUUAGUUGUAGCGCAGUAACCACAGAAUACGGAGUACAUAAAUCGACACAGAGAACAAGAAACAGAACAGUGGCAAAGAGAUUAUGUGAGCUUUAAAAAGAAGAGAGAGAGAGAGAGAGAGAGCUUAUCCCAACAAAAAUUAAGAGAAAAGUAUAGCAGCAGAGGUUAUAUACUUGUAGAACUGCAUUUCUCAAUCUCCUCUCUUUAAUUUUGCCUUCUCUUCCUAUUAUAUUUUCAUUUGAUCUUUGUAUUUCUUCUCUAGGAUUGACAAUCCACAAAAUACUAAGAUGAAGAAUGAUAUAAAGCAAGCAAGAAGAAUAUAUAAUUUCUAUUUU